AUGUCCAAAUGGCGACAGAAAGGAUUUGUCCAGGACUCGGAUGAAGAGGAGGAUGAGUCUCAGCUUGAGAGCCAGGGCUCUAUUCCUAACAAUGGCUUAAGUGGACGCGUCGAGCGCGUCGGAGAUGACGUUGAGCAGGUGCAAAAAGUCGAUGCAUCCUAUGGAGAAACUGUCGACGCUGCCGCGGAUCUUGAAAGGUCAAUAUUAAAGGAGACGAAUACAAUAACGCCGACGAAACGCACCUCGCCCCGACGUCCUACACCUUCUCCAUUUACGCCCACGUCGACGCAUACCCCCAGACCGCAGCCAUCAGAGAGUCCAGACCCGCUUCAAGCCUCUGCAACCCCCAAAACUCGGCGAAUUAUUCAACGUCCAUCAUCUCACCCGCGUUCCGAAUCGCCAACUCAACUACACAAUAACGUUGCGGAGCCAUCACAGGGUGCUCGGAACUCGGACAUACCACGAGAACCAACGUCCGCAAGCCAUACCAAAGAAUCCACAAACCAUUCUCAUGUUCUAAACGAGUUUGGAAUUGUGCCCUUGUCGGACGGUUCUGAAGAUGACGAGCUUUCAGACCCACCUACGGACCUGGAGUCGCCACCGCCAACCUUUCCCAUACCUCAUAGACGGACGACAGUCCAGGUUCUCAUACCCUCCUCGACUGCUUUACAGCGGCAAAUUGUGGAUGAAAGGGCAAGACGCGACUUCCGCCAACGAAAACCGAUUCAGUUGCAUCCCUAUGCAUUGGAGGGUGAAAUGUAUCGCAGGGAAGUCCAAAGCAGAGGUCUCAAACCUGUACGCAGGGAAAGGUCGCAUUCGCCUCAAAGCCGUCGGAGACAGCAAAAUGAUGAAUCGCAAGAGCAAGAAUUUAAUCCCGACGAGGAACCCACAAGCAGCCCCCCAGAUGUUGAGAUAAAUGUGUCUACUCCCACCGUUUCACGAUUGAAGACGGUGGGACAGGGUACAGAUUCAAUCCGUCGACCUACUUCCGAACCUACUAGACGCCUUCCGUCUACACAGCUCCGCCACCCUCACGCAGCAAAACGGAGAAAGCUCAAUAUCUCAUCGACACAGGGCGCUGAGCCACCAACAAGCAUAUUCGAAAACCCCAGUAUGCCGCGCGACUUGUGGUCUAUACCUCCAAAUUCUCCUCCCUAUUCAAGUAGUCCACCACGGAACGGGAACGCUUCAGUUCGCCAUGCAGGUAUAUUGCGUGCGACAACGCCAGCUCCCAACUUGCCAACCCCCUCUACCUCGUCAGUCAUGCAAGAGGACCCUAAUUCUUUAUUGGAUUCAGACUCCGAUGCUGCACCGCGCAGUGUGCAAAGACCUAGUAGCGGGCUUCGGCGGCCAGUAAGAGUGGUCCUAACGGACAGCUCAUCGUCUGCAGCCGAUUCUACCAGUGAAGCAGAGCAGAGUGAUAAUGAGUUGAAACAUGUAGGCAGAAAGAUCAAGGGUGUUUUGCCCGCUUCUUGGCUACGAUUCGAUCGGCAAACUCAAGAGCGACGGAGAGCACAGCAGAGAGAGCGAGAAAGAGUGCGUGCAAAUAUAGCCUUAUCCCCCGAACCUACUGCACCUGUGCGCGGAGUCGCUCAACGGAUCACGAAACCUCCAGGUCGACCUCGACCGUCCUCACUUUCUAAUACUUCAUUGAGGGACCCCGUCGUCAUAUCCGAUGGGUCCGAAGACGAAUUAAGGGCCCCUGUCUCACGCCCUAUGCAGAGUGCGCAGGACUCUGUAGCUAAUGCUUCGACGUUAGCUAAGAUGUUCGACAAUCGUUACGCUGAUGACGACAACUUGUCGGACAUGGAGCACGACGUCUUGCAUCUACCUACACUCGGAGGGACUGGCCGGAAGAGACAGAGUAAGCUGACCGACGCCUUUGGGAAAGCAAAGAAGGCAAAGUCGUCUGAUGGCCUGGCAAGGACCUUGGGUUAUGGAAAGCGAUCUUCUGGUGGCCAGCCCGGAAAGAAGAAGCGUGCCCAUUCUCGGAUAAUGCGCCGACCUUCACCACCAGCAAUGAGCGUCGUUGAUGUUGUUCACUCGCCAUCUGAACGAAGCGCCAAUGUACCACAGUUCCUCAGAGUAGCUAGGCGACAGGCACUUCGAAGGCCUGAUCUUGCCCGUCAAAGCCUGCAUGACAAGCAAAUACGACUACACAAUGCCGAGGAUACCAAGGAUGCCAACAUCACUCUUCAGCAGUGGCAACAAGGCGCUUUGAAGCCAAACCCAGGUGUUACUUCACAUGAACGAAAGCAUGGACACGCUUUGGUUGACAAGAACGACAAUCAGCAGAAUGCAGAGCAGCAGUCUGUCAAUGAUGUGAGAUCUGCCAACGAUCUUGAUGGACAAUCAGAAGCCAUGACAGAGGUUUCGCGUUCACGGAAAAGUGGAAAUAUGCCUCCUGGCCUUCACAUCUUCCAACGCUCUUCUACCAAAGAGACGAGACCUAGACGACAAGGAAAGAAAACUUUGCAAACUAGCAGCCAUCGCGGACGUCAAGGAAUGGAGAGGCCGUUGCCUUUUAGAACUGCACAGCUAGAAGGCGACGAGAAUGACUUUGGCCGUGACCAUAGGAAGAUUGCAUUUGAGAAAGGUUUACUAUAUGUCGACCAGCAGUUCAACAAGCAAUUGCCCAAUGAGCACCGUCUUUUCAAUCCGCAAUUGGCUCGUUACCUUGCAGAUGAUAGUCCUGAACAAACAAUACUUCCCUCUGUAACUGAUGCUGCGGAACCUGCGGCAGAAGCACCAAGCGAAUCUAUAUCUACAGCCAAGAGACGCCUUAAACGGAAGGUUCGAGCGCAAAGAAUCGACGUGGAUGCACGAGAGUUUCGUCAACCGAGCGAGCCAGCUGUACAAGAAGUACUGAGGACGAUCGAUGUCGUUCAAGAACAAGAACCUAACCCGGAGCAGGGCCUUCCUGUGCUUCAUGGUCUGGGCCCAUAUGGUACCCGAUAUCCCAUCACUUUCGACAUAUACUCGUUGGCAUCUGAGACAUACUUCCACUCAUCUACCUUGAUCGGAUCUGAUGAAUUCAGCCGAGCUCUUAGCAUCGGGGAGCCAGAGGGUCGCGAUCUUGACGAAGCUGCUGGAUAUUCUGUCAUUACCCAUGGGAACAAGUCCUUCCGAUGCGGUCCAUGGAAUGAUGAGACAUUCUCGAAUUUGCAUGAUUUGGUUGGGGAUGUGUCAGCAUUCAUGGUAACCCAACCUUCCAGUCCGAAUACGUCAACGGCAAACCACGACAGUGGCAUGCAUCCAGCUCGGUUAGUGCGGUCACUUAUCACCUACAUAUCCGAUCAUCUUAGCUUCCUGGAUCCUAUUGAUCGAAAAGAUUACGUGGUCAAAGCAGCGCGAUUAUGCCAAACCUUGUUUGAUGGCGCAUCAGCAAUUGAUGUUACUGGUGGCCAUGGGAUGGGUUAUGCUGGAUGUGCCAUGCACACUAUGACAUACCUACUAGUUCUCAGCCUCCAAGUAAACCACAUCGCCCAGCAUCCGACUGUAGACGAAGGCAGUCGCUUCGAAACCCUGACGCUAGUAAAGAAUGUCUCAAAGGCCAUUGUCUCUCGCUUGGUACAACAAGGUAUCCCGAGCUUGGGAUACUUUCUUGAGCAGAACCAACGACACUCUAUUCGCGAGAAGGGCGUGCAAGACAGUGAAAUCUUCGUGGAGAGUACGGUUGUCUGCAUGCACGUUUUAGAGAGGUUAAACAUGCGGUCAUGUGGCUUUUGGGACCUUGUCAGCCAAGAGCUCAGCUCCAAAGUCUCUAGUGCCACGCAUCUUUCUACUUUCGAAACAACGUGGGCUACACUCUUUACCUUCCUCCCGUUUAGCGAAAUUGAUGUUUCUGGUAUCCCGCUAAGGAGUCGAAGAGAGACUUUCCAAAACGACAAUUGGGCGUGUAUUCGAGACGCUCUCCGGCAAUUGUUUGAGCUGUACCCGAGUACGUACAGGAAGCAUAGUGCAUCACUUAACGACUACGUCCGGGCCAGCCUUGUGCGAUGUCACAGGCUUGUGACACAUUGGCAUUGGAGACGUCCGGAGUUGAUGCUCAACGCAGCUCUUGACUUCUUCGGUAAGAACGGUCUCAAGGGUCUUCGACGCGAGACAAACAAUGGGUCUGUUCCCUUUCUGGAUAAUCUCGCCAUAGACCCGCCAUUGACAGUCGAACCGAAUGAGUAUUCAUUCCACAUAGCGCUAAAGUGCCUUGCGUUGGGCCUUCGGGGUAUGAAAAAUGAUUAUCCCGAAAAGAAGAUACGCAGCUUUGUCUUUCGGUGUUUGCCCAACCAUGGUCGGGCAUAUCCGAAAGAUCAGCCCCUUGAUGAAGAGAGUCUGGCGGCACUGCGCAAUCACCAUGACUUGUUAUCCACCCUUUAUUGGGGCGCACCGCCAGCUUGUCGACCGAAGCUAGAUCACGUGCGUGAUCUUGUUAAUCACGAGAGCUCUCAUCGGGAGGCUUGCAGACUGAGCGUUCGUGCCUGGGCCAACCUUGCUACUUUCCAACUAUCCACCGAAGAGCCUUACACAUCUGCAAAGCCAUUCGCAAUCUGGCAUAAGGAUAUCAUGCAUCAGACGCUGAGGCAGUACAAACUCGCAAAAACUGAAGCCGACGACUUUCUCAAGUCAGGUGUUACCGACAAUGCCACAGACAUCUCAGCAGUCAUGGUUCGUCAAACAAUGGAGAGAAACCAGGAACAGGUGAUUGCAACUCUGCGAGAUUGCAUUUCGGGCAUGAGCAAGAUCAUUCAAUAUGCAAAGAAGCAGUCGUGUCUGAGGGAUUUCCUGAUCGACUCUGAAAUCAUGCAUCUACUCGAACUUCCUCACCUGGAAGAUCAUCGUCUCAUCAAGGUCAUACACGAUACACUCAAAGUCCUGCAAGACUAUGCGAGAUUACAGAAAACGCAAUCGAGCAAGGAGGUAAGCCAACAGACCAGCGAGGAUAGCCAAGAUUAUGGUGACUUCCCGGACAUGGACGAUCUAGACGACAUGGAUCUAGAUGUCCCAGGGAAACAAGCUCAACAGUCUGGUCUCGACUUCAUCCAGACACCACUCUGGCAUCUGCUUUCGAAUGCAUUCGGUGCGGAAACUGCACCAGACGACAUUCUGCUUAAGGACUGCGUCGAUACCUGGGUUUGCAUUGCUGAGGGUCAGGUGGCAUCGGGUGCGCGAGCUUGGUCUUACUACCUUGACUCUUUUAGCCAACUAUCGUGGAAACAACUACGGCAAACGGAGCAGACGCGCAAAUUUGGUCCCUACUUCAUGGCUGCUCUCAUCGACUGCGACGCGACUGCCUACAGAGAACAUCGAAACGAGUUCCUCCAAUCUCUGAUGGUAUGUCUGGUGGAGCGAGAGUCCAUGCUCAGGUUCCAGCAUCGACUACUGCAUGCUAUCGCAAAAGCAGAUGAGUACCACCCACUCAUGCAAAACUUACCCUUCUUCCGCGAUCUGGAAACUGGUGCAUGGGACAUCAACCCAGACUCCCUUCGCACGCGGCGCCUGGCACUGAUUUCGAGCCUCUUGUCCAACAUGCGAGACAGUGUCCAUGCAGCCAGCCGUGACGAGCCUGCGCGUACCUCUGAAACGAAGAGACUAUAUGCUUCCAUGCUCAGAGACUUCAUGGCCUCUAUGAAGUACAACUACCAGCAGCUUAGCCAGGGGACGACAGUCACUGGUGCAUACGUCGAGUUUGUUCAGAAGAUAGUCCAGUUCCUGAAGCAGUAUACCAGCGAUAUACUGCCAGUGCUAUCUUUUUUCACAGACUCGGUUGCCUUCCCGCUCCCUGCAGGAGAUCCAACUUACGUUGUCGCCCGCCUGUGCGGAUACGCACCAAAAUUGUCUGAGUCUGGAACAGCAAAGCAGCUGUCGGUCUUUAUGCAAACUGUAGCGCAGCAGGCUGCUGCCGACAACCAGCAAGCCUAUUUGGUGAAUCAGCUCACCACUGCGCUCUCCACUGAUGAAGCGCCCACAGCUGACAGGAUGGCCCUGCGAGCUGUACUACUGCAAGUCGUCUUCCCAGCAUACCUUGAAGAAACAUUUUCAUCCCUGACUGCAUUUGUUAUCGCUCGACCAAUGCUACAAGCACUACCAUCCAUCCUCGACACGACGCUCUUCGAUCUACGCGUCACGCACACAGACAAUCUGUGCUCAAUCACCAGCUGCAUCGUAUCGAUAUCGCACGCCUUCAUCCGCGGCACAGAACAACUCAAAGAUAACCACCACCUCCUCCAGCAUCCACACGUACUCUCUGCGCUCAACUAUAUGCUCCAAGCAAUGACGUCUAUCCUCGCACCAUUGGAGUACAUAUGCAGCCGCACACUGCCCACUACCGACGCUCCUCCACUCGUCACAUACGUCGACCAACUCAUGACAUACAUCACCGCAUUACUACACAACACCACACCGGACACCAUACCCUCAUACCCGUCCGACGCUCAUGCCGCGCCCCCAGACAACCAGCAUGCCAGCCUCCUUGCCUUUUGUCGCCGCGGCCUAGAAGAAGGCCUGAAAACCAACUGGAGCGAAAGUGCAGGAACACUGUGGUUCGGGCUUGGACAUGCCCGCCGCGAAGUUUUUCUUGAUAUCAGCAGCGUGGAGGAAGAGAGGCACAGAUUUGAACUGGAGCAUUAUGGUGGUCAUGAGACACAUGAGGGGUAUGAUGUUGUUGUUUAA
Molecule: messenger RNA, 6666 nt
Organism: Exserohilum turcica Et28A
Lineage: Eukaryota; Fungi; Ascomycota; Dothideomycetes; Pleosporales; Pleosporaceae
Exons: 2
Coding region: 1-6666 (2221 amino acids)
Biological process (GO): replication fork processing; double-strand break repair via homologous recombination
Cellular component (GO): nucleus; Cul8-RING ubiquitin ligase complex
Source: RefSeq, a predicted model, not a curated record